AAACAACAACGCAACGCGGUUCGGAACUUUAUUUAAACCGUAGGAAGGCUCCGAAAAAACUAAAACUACUCAGACCGUGGAGGUGAGCUCCCUGUGGCAAGGCCAACGAGAGGCCAUAUUGAAAAUUACCCAGAAGACCCUGGGGACGAGGUCGACGCAAGGCUAGUGAUGAUGUGGUCGAAACAUUGUUUUGUUGUUGUUAUUUUCUUGCUUCAAGUUUACGCGGAGGAAAGCGACAUUCUAUUGGAUUCAUGCAGUAGUAUCCUAAAGCGUCUUAGAGUUAGCUUUGGUGGCAGUGAAGUGAAUUGUGGUGAGGUGAAGAACUACGAAUCGGUUACUGAAACACCUGAGAUUAGCUUCCCUAACGCACAGGAGAUAGACAAGUCCAAGCUGUACACUGUGAUGGUGAUUGAUCCAGAUGCCCCAUCUCCAAUAAGACAUCAGUACCGUAGCUGGCUGCAUUACCUCAAAGUGAACAUUCCGAGUGAUGAGCUUGCUCAAAGACUAGACAUACAAUCUGGCAUGGACACCAUACAAUCUGGCAUGGACACUGAAUUGAAGAGCUACAGACCUCCCUCCCCACCCAGUGGAAGCGGUCUACAUCGCUAUAAGUACUAUGCCCUGGAACAGACUGGAAAAGUCAGGCCAUCACCAAUCUCUGAACGCCGUUCUUUUGAUGCCCAAGAGUUUGCUGCUAAGCAUAACCUUGUUGUUAAGGCAUACAAUGAGUUUAAGACACAGAGGCAAUAGAUGGAAUCACCACAUAUUGCGGGGGGUGAAGGGGUCAAUAAAUGGUGUUGGAGAAUUCUCCUGAAAUAGCAUAUAAUGUAGAAUUAAAAGAUUCUUUUCUUUACAUAAAUGCUUGUAUAGAAUAAUUUUUGUUAACAGAGAGUAAACAUAUUUAGAAGACAUCGAAAAUUGACAGAGUAAUAAAAUUGUGUAUAGUUGUA
Messenger RNA from Nematostella vectensis (starlet sea anemone), 950 nucleotides. RefSeq names its product protein D2. The transcript is spliced from 5 exons. The record is from RefSeq and is a predicted model, not a curated record. Bases 169 to 750 code for a protein of 193 amino acids. NCBI's taxonomy places the organism in Eukaryota, Metazoa, Cnidaria, Anthozoa, Actiniaria, Edwardsiidae.